CGGUAUGGCCGAGACAUUGAAACCACUGCCCAUAAUUCCAUGGCACGACUUCGCCUCAAAGCCGCAUACAUGCAUACCUAGGCACUUACAGAGAAGCUUGUACGUUUGUACAGCACACGAAUGUACCUCUCCAGGUGUCAGCUGUCCCUGGGCCUGCAGCCGCUGCCGCUCGCUGCCUUGCUUUUAGCACCAACGAACAAGAGUGACAUGAUGCCUGAAUCCAUCAGCUAUGCUUCGAAUCCCGUGUUUGGGAACCCCAAUAUUAUCAAGAUGGCAUAAUGGAUCGCUGCCUAUCAUGUCUCUAAGCAGGUCUGUUGCCGUCACAUUGCAUGACUCUCAUCCGCUGCACGCGUCUAAAUACGGCUGUAUUUGAUCUAUCUCACCUCGGUAUAUUCUGAUACUACACCACAACACAGUAUCUCAGAAAUCUCAUUCCAUUAUCAAUGUGCAACUGUCCAUGUAGGGUGAUGUGAUUACCCCACGAAAGCUGGCCGUGCAGCGGGCGCAACAUUGCCCAAAGCUCUUUUUUUUAGGGAGCCAUGUCUAAACUUGACUUCUCUAUCACGCUUGUCAGUGGCUCAGAAAUGGCACCAUUGACUGGACUCGUGAUUCACUGCGUGACCUCCUCCUUGCUGGUAGGCAUGCUUUUGCUUUGCAUUGCAUUGCAUCGUCCUGCCUAGAUAUUUGCCUCGCAUUAUGAGUGACGCAGUCCAUGUCACGCUGUCAACUUCCGACUAGAGGGCACCAUGACGAAGUUGACAAGUUGAAUGCGACACCAGAUGCCGACCAAUGUGCCAUACCGAGGCGGCCCAUGAUCGAACUGAGUCGGUAGCGUAGCUAGGCCUACAUACAGACAGCACGCCCUCGAAAAUGGAUGCUGCUUCAUUAAUGCCUAUCAGCAAAGAGGGGCAGCUGUCCUGUUGUUUGUGGGACGGAACGCCAAGUGGGCUACGAGAUAAAGGGUUCCGGGGUACGGAGUAGAGGCUUACACCUCAUCAUAUCGUAAUACGAUUCAAGAGAGGCACGUCUGAUAACUACUGCUUGUGGUAGUAUCUUUGGUUGCGAGCCAGAACUACCUACCAUCUGGCGAGUAUAUGAUCGGAUACCUGAAAACACCGUGUUCGGGUAAAUAUAUUUCCUAUUGUUCUGUGCCGCUGAUCGACCUAAGAACUUCCAGUCCUGUCAUCCGCUUGAGAAUGUCACUCCUGAAGUGUCGAGAGAAAGCGGAGGGGGGUUCAUGCAUGACAUCGCCUAUUUCGGAGAGCCAGCCAGCCACGUCCCGAUAUUGCCUAGCACCACCAAUAACCACAACUGACGACUUACCAAACCCAGUUCCUCUUACACGAACAUAUUCUCUUCGUUCGGUAGCAACAAGGAGCUGAUUGCAUCUUUUCCUCGAGUCCCCAUCAAGGACAUGUAAAGAGGACCUCGUCCAGGGAUGCGGCUAGGAUCGGGUAUCGUCAUUUCAGACAAUUCAGUUCAUCCCAAUUACGACCUAGCCAAAAGUCUAAUCAUCGCUUAACCCCAACAACAACCAGGUUUCUUGGGCUUUGUUCAUAGUCAAACACCGUCUCGACCCACGCGUGACGGACGAGAUCGUCGUGUUCUUUCAGAAAUGUCCACCGGUCUGAUACAAUAAGGGAUUCGACUGCCAUCGCACUGAAUGCCAUGAGGCUCCAGACAGCACAUAGCUCCUUUUUCCGAGGCAGAUACAAUGCCUCGUAUCUCUGGAUCUCCUCGUCUGAGAUGUCGCCCAUUUUCUCCUGUAUCACGUCUGCAUACUGUUUGUACUCGUUGUUUGUCGUGAGUUUCUCCACCGCACCGCGGACAUAGGACUUGAACGACCCGUAGCAACUUUUCCUGAGUGAUCCAAUGAUGACUGGAUUGGUGCUGAUGUCGAAGGGGCUCUCACUAUCAUCCUGGGUUGAGGCUGCAGUAUCCGCCUGUGAUUCUUCUUGGCUACCUGUAUGCCGCACUUUCUUCACCACGCCUCGAUCAAGGAACAUCUUUUGCAAGACUGCUCGGUAGAAAUGUCGAGAGAAGAAGCCAGCACUCUCCUUCUCGGUCCAGUUCUGCGGUGCUUGGCAAGCCAUCAUGCGGGCUGUGAUAUUCAAUCGCACCCCAUCUCCCUGAUACGCAGAAAACUUCUGGCUCAUCGGGAAUCCCUGAGGGUCAUGCUUUUCUGAUUCCCGAACGAGCCGACCAUUGACAGCUUGGAGAGUUGGCCUCAAGAAGGCGUGCUUGUAUGUUGGAGGACCGAGUUUCUCGGUCAUCAGGUUGUAACAGCACCCAACGAUGGCCACAGCUCGAAUGUCCGGGUUGAGAACCAGAGACCUAAUUCCAAAGUGUGACAGAUUUCCGCAAGAAUGGAUUGACAUAGCCAUCAGGCUUAGGUCCUUCUUCUCGUCUUCGGUUUGACUCCCAGGGUUGAUUUGGGCGAUAACGUCGGCCAGGUCGCCAGUUUCUAGUCGGCCUGAUAUGUACUGAACAGACCCCUUACCUUUUUCCACAGUAUAUUCAGCUUCGAGUUCUUUGACGGGUCUAAACUCAAAAGCUUCAUCUCCUGCAACCUCGCGAAUAGCCUUGGCCAAGGCUUCUGGGUCCUCUUGACCAUCAGGCCCCCGCGCUUCUAAAAUCUUCGUCCAUAGCUUCUUAUUCCUCAUGACCUUGGGCUUAACGGCUAAUCCAGAAGUCACAUCUAGACCUCUCGCUGCCGUGACGUUGUUCUCUCGUCCCUCGACAGCUACAACAUGCCUAUUAUAAGGCUCACUUGCCAUGGCCCUUCCCAGAUAGUUUUGGCCGCUACCGAAGUCCACGUAGUGGGAUAUCUCGUAGCCGCACUGCGAACUUAUGUCUUCUGAUAGUCGGGCUAAGUAGUCCGCGAAGUUGGUGACUUCAUGGGUCUUUUUGACGUUCAUGCCCACAGCCACCGACCGUGGCAGAACCGGCAGUUUCUCUGAAGGGGGCGUAAAUGAUCGGCCGAGAGAAAGAUUACGGACUGUUUGAAUGUAAUCUAUAAGGCUCGCUGGUGGCUGCUCUCCUUCCAGCUUUAGAUUGUCUAAAUCAUCCCGCAUGAGAAGGUCAAGAAACUGCAUGAGACUUCUUGAGAGAAUGAAUGCGUGCCACUCUGUGGGAAUGGCAUAGUGAAAGAGGCCAGGUUCGAUAGUGAAAAAGUCGAGGAUAUGGACGCCGCCGCAGAGAAUCUGAAAAGUCUCAGAUGUUCGCACAAAUUUCAGAAGCUCAUCGAUAUAUUCCUCUGGCGAUGAGAAGUUGCCAUUGAAUGGCAGGGGUUUUUCUGGUAUCAUAUUCAACGUUUGUGUGGGCUACCCUGUAGAGUUAUCAGUGUGAUGGCGUGCGACAUGAAGAGUGAUCAACACGUACAAAGCUCAAUAUAUCUGCCGCUGCUAUCCGAAUGUUGCCUUUAUAUGAAUAUUGGCACUGAAAAGCUCGCUACUGGACAACGGUAGCAAGUCCCGUCAACCCAAGACUAAAAGUGCUGUUGUGUAUGGAUAUGACGAAAUUGUCAACAGGCUUGAGGAAAUAUCUGAACUUGACCGAACUUGAGCCUUUCUGAUACGAACAAGGAGGUGAUGAGAUAACUUAGUGCUUUCAAAACAUGAAUUCGAAAGCAGCUUUGCGGAGUUCUCAACCGCAACCAUCUUUCUUUAUUCAGUGUGUGGGUCGAAUUUGUAGGUGAGUCCUCGGUGAACCAAGAAAAUACGUACCGCUAGCCUCUCACCGAGGACUUCCGGGUUAAGCUCACCUACAGGGUCCAUGCAACGUCAUCCCUCGGAACCUUCGUUGUCGCAGCCUCCCGAACACCGUGAAACACCUGGUCUAAUAACUACUCACUAAUCCACUCCCUUUUCCACCAAGUCGCGCAGAACCCUCGCGCAUUGUGUUUACUGCAUAUGGUCACUUCGGCGCUGUCAGGAUGAUGUCCUCUACCAACGACGAGGAUCCUUUCCUCCAGGUCCAACAAGAUGUUCUCAACCAGAUGGCGAAUGCCCGGCCUCUAUUCGCAUCAUAUCUCCGGAUCCGCUCGCUUUCCACGGAUGCCAAUUCUCCUGAACUCGCAUCAGCUCGCUCCGAUCUCGAGUCUGCCUUGUCUUCCCUUGCCGACGACUUAGCAGAUCUGGUUGCAUCUGUUCGAGCUGUUGAAUCCGAACCAUCGCAAUUCGGGGUAUCACCACAUGAAGUCACGCGACGAAAACGACUCGUGCAAGAGGUUGGCGGCGAGAUCGAUGAUAUGCACGAUGAGCUCGCGAAAAAAGUGGACACAGGCGAUUUACCUGACCCGAAUGCGUUUGCCAUUGAUGGUGAUGCCGAGGAUAACUACGCCGAGUUCGAGCAACAGCAGCAGAUGGAAAUGAUGCACGAGCAGGAUCAGCACCUAGACGGCGUGUUUCAAACAGUGGGUAACUUACGUCGCCAGGCGGAUGAUAUGGGCAGAGAGCUCGAGGAGCAGCGUGAGAUGUUGGAGGAGGUAGAUACUGUGGCUGAUCGCGUUGGUGGCCGGUUGGCAACAGGCGUUCAGAAACUUCAGUAUGUGAUGCGGCAGAACGAAGACCGAUACAGCAGUUGCUGUAUAGCGGUUCUGAUAUUCGUCCUCAUCCUCCUAUUGGUUCUCCUCCUAAUCCUGUGAUGCUUGCAUCCAGACCAAAAGACAAAUGUACAGCUCUGUUGUAAAGAGCAUUAAUGACGCUAUAAUAUCUGGGAAUUUGGAGUUUAGGCUGGGAUCACUUUAAUGACUACCAAUAUAGGGUUCGGAUAUUUCUUUCUUUUUGUCUUAAACCUGUAUACUACAAACAAGGAUAGAGCAGCAGCGGCCAUUCUGUACCUCAAUGGCACCUUAUAAUUUAACAAGUAUAUCAAACAUUUAACACACCGCC
Fusarium verticillioides 7600 is the source of this 4892-nucleotide messenger RNA. RefSeq lists its product as hypothetical. The transcript is spliced from 2 exons. The record is from RefSeq and is a predicted model, not a curated record. Lineage: Eukaryota; Fungi; Ascomycota; Sordariomycetes; Hypocreales; Nectriaceae. Gene Ontology annotation, cellular component: membrane. Gene Ontology annotation, biological process: Golgi vesicle transport. The coding region runs from base 3935 to 4645 and encodes 236 amino acids.